Eufriesea mexicana is the source of this 1912-nucleotide messenger RNA. RefSeq names its product islet cell autoantigen 1-like protein (gene ICA69). Gene Ontology annotation, molecular function: protein domain specific binding. The record is from RefSeq and is a predicted model, not a curated record. Gene Ontology annotation, biological process: regulation of transport. Gene Ontology annotation, cellular component: Golgi apparatus. The coding region runs from base 263 to 1888 and encodes 541 amino acids. The transcript has 6 exons. NCBI's taxonomy places the organism in Eukaryota, Metazoa, Arthropoda, Insecta, Hymenoptera, Apidae.
GGACAAUUAGCAAUAGUAAGCUGUAUGUCAACUCGAUCUGUCAAGUUGACAGGAGAAAAAUGUAUCAAUCUUUCUGUCAGUAUUAAAAUACACACACUUAUUUUAAUUAUUAUAAAAGUAUUAAUCAUGCAUGUUAAAGAAAUAUGAUACUUAUAAAUAAUUUGUUAUUUUAAAUCAUACUUAGAAAUCAUUUGCGUCUUUUAGUUGUAAGCAUUAACCAUUAUAACAUAAGCAUUCGCAUUUCUAACCAGCGUCUUCCAUCAUGAAUACAUAUAACAGAAAUGGACCAGGUAUAUCAGGAAACACUUUUGACCGUUGGGUACAGAGGACCAAUAUGCAUGAUGAUUCUACUAUUACAAAAAUGCAACAUCAGUUUUGGGUUACUAAACAAGCUUUAUCACGGAAGUUAGGAAAAAAGGAAGAUGAUUGUAUAGUAGCAUCUGAUGCAGAAUUGGAUGCCAAGUUAGAAUUGUUUCGCAGCAUUCAAGAAUCUUGUUCUUAUUUGCAAAGAAUUAUUGACAAAUAUCAAGAAAAAUUAUGUGAUCUUGCACAAGAAGAAAAUGCAAUGGGUCGGUUCCUUAAAGAUGCUGGUAAACAAGAUAAAACUAGAGCUGGUAAAAUGAUGACAGCAGUUGGAAAAUCACUAUCAUAUUCUGGUCAACAAAGACUUGCAUUAAGAGCUCCACUGAGACGAUUAUAUCAAGAAGUAGAAACAUUUAGACAGAGAGCUAUUGAAGAUACAUUGCAAAAGGUUCAAGCAAUGGAGAAAGCUCGUACAGAGUACAGAGCAGCUCUCUCAUGGAUGAAAAAUAUUUCUCAAGAGUUAGAUCCUGACACGUCAAAACAAUUAGAAAGAUUUCGUAAAGUCCAAACAUGUGUUAGACAGGGUAAAAUAGCCUUUGAUAACCUGGCUUUAGACUGUCUUCAAAAGGUAGAUUUACUGGCAGCAGCAAGAUGUAAUAUGUUUAGCCAUGCUUUAGUUUUAUAUCAAAGUACACUUCUAAAUUUCACUGAAAAAUCUGCACAAGCAUAUUCUACAAUAGCAAGCAGUUUUAAAGGUUAUCAACGAUACAAUUUUAUGGUAGUGCGAGAACUCGCUGAACCUUCAAGUAAAUUAGCUCAAGAAACUGGAGGUGACGAUGAUGCUGAUGAAAAAAACAAAUUAUCAUUUUUUGAUAUGGAUUAUCAUGAUAAUGUUGAGGAAGCUGAAGAAGUAAUGUCAACUAAGAAUAUAAUUGAAAAUGACAAACACGAUGAAAAACUACUGGAUAUUGAGUAUGAAACACAAGACAUGUUAGGAUUGGAAGGAUUAGACAUAAAUUCCAGUUCUUCAAAUAAUAGAAUUACACAAUCAUCUUCUAAUAUAGAACAUGAAAAUCUCGAUAAACUUUUUGAAAAUUUAGUUUUAGAUAACAAUAUUUCUCAUAGUGAUACUUCACGAGAAAAAAAUCAAUCUGAAUUUGAUAAAAAGUUUGAUGAACAAAAUUUAACAAUGGACAUAUUCGAUAAAUCUGAUACAAAUUUUAAUUUAGCUGAUUUUUCUUCCUUAGAAGAACAAAAUUCAAGAGAACAAUCUCUACAAUCACUCACAUCCGAAAAUAUGGUACUUUUGAAUGAUAUUCUCACUGAUAAGCAAAAUACUAAUAGUGAAUGGGAAGUAAUAUCGAACGAUACAUUUUUACCACCAGAUAUAUUAAAACAAAGUUUAGGUGAUGUAGCACUUGGUGUUGAACAGAAAAAUAUGCCUACUACCAACAUGGGUGAUAAAAAAAAAAGUAAGACUGGCAAAUCUAAAGGUAAUUCCUGGUUGGAUUUAUUUGCUGAAUUGGAUCCUUUGGCUAACAAUCCAAUGGAAAAUCUUUCCAGUGACAGUAAUGCAUCUGCUUAAUUUUUUAAAGUGCUUAAAAUUAUA